Messenger RNA from Rana temporaria (common frog), 2668 nucleotides. RefSeq names its product NOP58 ribonucleoprotein (gene NOP58). Lineage: Eukaryota; Metazoa; Chordata; Amphibia; Anura; Ranidae. Gene Ontology annotation, cellular component: box C/D methylation guide snoRNP complex; small-subunit processome. The transcript has 15 exons. The record is from RefSeq and is a predicted model, not a curated record. Bases 125 to 1708 code for a protein of 527 amino acids. Gene Ontology annotation, molecular function: snoRNA binding.
AUGCCAAGGUUGUACAGGUCCUGUCUGCGCAUGUGCGGGGAAGUUAGUGCUAACACGUGUCUGUUCUGCGCGGUUCCGAGUGGUGUGCUGGGUUUCGGAGCUCCGCAGACAUCCCGAUUCAGCCAUGCUGGUGCUGUUCGAGACCGCGGCGGGUUACGCCAUAUUUAAGGUCCUGGAUGAGAGCAAGUUACAGGAAGUAGAUAGUAUAUGGAAAGAAUUUGAGACUCCAGAGAAGGCCAACAAAGUCGUUAAGCUUAAACACUUUGAAAAAUUCCAGGACACAACAGAAGCAUUGGCUGCUGCCACUGCCCUGGUUGAAGGCAAGAUCAGCAAAAACCUGAGAAAAGUCCUUAAAAAAAUUGCUGCAAAGGAAGCACAUGAGCAGCUAGCUAUUGCAGAUGCCAAGCUCGGAGGUGUUAUCAAGGACAAAGUGAACCUCAGCUGUGUUCACAAUACAAUGGUGGCAGAGCUGAUGAGAGGUAUCCGCAACCAGAUUGAUGGCCUUGUUGCAGGACUUUCUACCCGGGAAAUGUCUGCUAUGUCUCUUGGUUUGGCCCACAGUCUUUCUCGAUACAAACUCAAGUUCAGUCCAGACAAAGUGGAUACAAUGAUUGUACAAGCCAUAUCUCUUCUGGAUGAUUUGGAUAAAGAGUUGAACAAUUACAUAAUGCGUUGCCGAGAAUGGUAUGGUUGGCACUUCCCUGAGAUUGGCAAAAUCAUCACAGAUAACCUGGCAUACUGCAAGUGUCUUAAAGCUGUUGGUGAUAGAGUGAACUUUGCUACAUUUGACCUCUCUGAGUAUCUGCCAGAGGAGGUAGAGGCAGAAGUAAAAGCUGCUGCUGAAAUUUCUAUGGGUACGGAGGUAUCGGAGGAGGAUAUAAACAACAUCCUACACUUGUGUGACCAGGUGAUUGAGAUUACAGAGUACAGAGCACAGCUUUAUGAUUAUCUCAAGAAUAGAAUGAUGGCGAUAGCACCUAACCUUACUAUAUUAGUAGGAGAGUUGGUUGGUGCCAGACUUAUUGCUCAUGCAGGUUCCCUUCUAAAUCUAGCAAAGCACCCGGCUUCUACUGUGCAGAUCUUGGGAGCAGAAAAGGCAUUGUUUAGAGCACUAAAGACCAAAAGGGACACUCCUAAAUAUGGUCUCAUUUACCAUGCUUCCCUAGUUGGACAGACUACACCUAAGAAUAAGGGAAAGAUAUCCCGUAUGCUGGCAGCCAAGGCGGCUCUUGCUAUCAGAUAUGAUGCCCUUGGGGAGGACACAAAUGCUCAGAUGGGGGUAGAGACGAGAGCAAAAUUGGAAGUGCGUCUUCGAAAUCUGGAGGAGAAGGGGCUGAAAAGAAUAAGCGGCACUGGAAAAGCACUUGCCAGGGCAGACAAAUAUCAGCACAAAAGUGAAGUGAGGACCUAUGACCCAUCAGGGGAUUCGACUUUGCCUUCUGUCCCUAAGAAACGAAAGUUUGAGGAGGUUGAGCAAGAAGAGGAGCAGCCAGUUGAGGUCAAACCGAAAAAAGCGAAGAAACCCAAAAUAACAGAGAUAGAAGCAGCAGAAGAACCAGAAGUUGAGUCGACCCCAAAGAAAAAAAAGAAGAAAGUUAAAGUAAAAGUAGAAGAGGAAGAACAAGCAGAGGAAGAGCCUACAACUAGCACAGCUGAGCCUCCUAAAAAGAAAAAGAAGAAAAAGGUGAAGCAAGAGGAGGAAGAUUAAAGAUUGUGGACUUUUUUUUUUUUUUCUAAUGAACUGUUGUCCGUAUAUUUUAGUGCUGGAGAAGACCCCUGGAAAUGGGAAUAAAGGCACUUCUCUAAAUGUUUUCUCAUAUGCUAAGGAUUAUGUCAUGGAUCGCUCCAUUUUUUUUGCCUCCAGUUAUUUUUAUAGCUCAUCAACUAUUUGGCUCUGUUUCUCUUGCAUUGCAAUACAAAUGCUGCAAUCUUUUGAAAAUUUGUAAAUAUUUAUUUUGCGAAAAGAGCACAUCCUCACAAAAUGUUCUCUUUAUAACCAAUUUCUGUUUUCAGCUCUUUUCCGAACACCUUUCUACUUUGGAUGGAUGCACUUCUUGUGCAUGUGUAAAUAUUUUCGUCAUGCUUUUAUCAAACACCACUUUUAGAACUUCUAACUUUUUAUCAAGGUAGAAUUCAAUGUUUGGAUUUACCGUCUACGGUAAAACUAGUUGGUCCACUGUGAUAUGUAAAAAUCAAAUAUCCAAUUACCUUUUGAAUACCUGCCUCAUAGCAGUUUAUUUCGAGAGGGCAACACAGCUACAUUUUGUGUUCUUCCUUUGAUUAAUGAGACAAUUAAAAGGGCUGUCAUUGUUUUUUUCUUUCUGGAAAUGCUAGUUGCCUGACUGUCUUAUAGGCCACAGACCUGCAACAAAGCAUGUUGUUUCUAUGCGUUUCCUAGAUCCCUGACUAGGAUAACAUUGAAGAUGAGGUUUUAGUAUGAUCAUAACCAGGAAACUAGCGUUCUCAAUGGAAGAGUUUAGCAGAUGCAUCUCCCAUUUAUUUCACUUAAUGAGCCCCCUUCUUGUAUGUCAUGAACUUUUUAGUGCCCUACUUUUUAUGUAUGCAAUGGAGAACAAGGUUUACAUAAAAUUGGAAAGUCCAGACAAAAUUGAAGAAUCUUUGUUGCUAAACUUUAUUUGCCAAAAAAAUACAAAAUUAUUUUAUCAUC